Messenger RNA from Porites lobata, 7221 nucleotides. NCBI's taxonomy places the organism in Eukaryota, Metazoa, Cnidaria, Anthozoa, Scleractinia, Poritidae. The record is from the annotation of a GenBank genome assembly.
AUGGUAGACAAAGAAAGUCACCUUGCCAUCGAAUUUUUGGAAAGUCAUUUUGGAAAUGGCGCCGAACAAGCAGUCAAUACAGCCGCUGUUGCCAAACCACCGUCCACGUUGGCUUCUCCUGUACACUCAAGCGUAGAAUGUUCCACAACGCGUAGUCGAGUUUACAACAACGCGCACCAUUCACAAAUUCGACGUAGCUCUGAUGACAGGGAAGAUGGUCUGCUUCUCGAGGAUCAGCACCAGGGAGAGUUACAACUAGUCGUUGAUGAAUCAUGGUUCUCCAGCUCCCAAGAGAAUUUGCCAUGUCCUAUGGAGGCUUUCCCCGAUCAAGUCGAAUUCAAGGAGUCGAUACCUGCGUGCUCGAGAGGCUUGAUGCUUCCAUCUACCUGUAGACCACAGUUAGGUCAGUCAAAUGGCACCGACAAUGUAAGCGCCCAAUGCCCCAGUUAUGCUGAAUCGCCGAUUGGACCUUCACAGCAGAAUGCAAGUUUAGGAGUAGGUGAUGUGACUUGUGUAUCCUCAGCUGAUGAAAUUGAACGGGAAAUUGCCGAUGCAAUAGAAAGUGUAUGUCAGUGUACCACCAUUCCUCAGCAAGAGGCUGGCAGGAUUGCAAGAGAUCCCAUCGUUAGUGGUAUUGCCAAAGAUGGAAAAUUGGGUGAUGCGAAUGGAGACGGUUUUCUCGGUACGUAAAAAAUUCUGCCAUUUACUAGAGUAGUUUACCCAGAUUUUUCUCAUUGAAGCAUUCUUAUUCAUUAUUUUCAUCGAGUUAGCCGGUUAGAAUACUGCCGCCAAGUCGUAAAGUUUGUCAGUUUGCACGAGUUUUUGGACAGGACUUAACCCCGCGGCGACCUUAACCACUACUUUCCAAUUACUUUUCAAAUCUGCAGUUGGUAAUUUUGUUCGUUUUGUAACGAUAUCACUUAUCAGCUUUAUUUCUUGUAAUUAUCAUUUUUAGGUGACGCAGACCAUUAUGUACUACUCUGUCUUUUUAAACGACGUAUAAUUGCCAGAGAUAUACUUGAGCAUGCAUUAUACGCUAUCCCUGGGAACAAAUAUCAAGAGGUAAGUUCAUCUUUUCCAGUUUAGGUAGAUUUAGUGACAUUCUUGGCGGAUAUAGUGUGCUUGCGUUCAUUGCACCGUGAUAUUUUUUUUUUGUAUACCAGAUAUACCCCAAAAUAAAAAAGGAUGAAGCUCUUGUUCAUCAUGGAACAGAAUUCCCGAUGGGUGAAGAAGACAAAACCAUGCUUGAAUGUUCACUUCACCGUCGUUUAGAAAUUGCUGAUGUUUUAUAUGUCCAUUGUAAAAUGGUCCUUGGUCAUGUUUUUUCAGUUGAAGAACCCUGUACGGUAUGUAGAGUAAUUAUCUAAAAAGAUUUUAUUUUUGUACAUGUACAAGAAGUUCAAAUGAUGUAGUAAUUGAACACUACUUCAGCCAAGAAGUGUACUUAAAUUGGGCGAUGACAAGUUUGCUGUGUUUGCAUUAAGUCUUUAAAACGUUCUUUGGUUUAUGGAACACGUUUAUUGUUAUGAGUGCUGCUAUUAAAACACUGUCCUAUUUGUUACCAUAAAACAAUGUACCACACAAAGGUUUGAGUUUGAUUAAAUUGAUCAACUAGUAUCUAUAAAUAGCAUCCUUUCUUCUUUUAUGUUGCAGACGAAAGUUACUGUGUCUGAAAUUCUUUCAAAGAGUAAUGAACGUAUCACAGCUGGAUUUUCAGUGAAAAUUAUAAUAAAUUGCCAUGGUAGCACAGACAAGUUAUAUGAGGAUAAAGUUAGAGUAAUCAUACAAUCUGGCAGCACAAGUCUACGUUUAAUUUUUCCUGUUAGUGUAAGUACAUUAUUGAAAUUAAUGGUGUUAACCAUGAUUAUUAGAGCAUUUCAGUAACAGCAGAGCUAUUUAUAGAUAAGAAAUUUUUAUCUUCUUUGCAUUUGUUACUGUAUCAUGCAGUUCUAAUACAUGAAAGUCAUAUAUUCAUUGUUUCAACUCUAUCUUUCCCUGGUAUAUUACAAACCAAUGUAAGGACUAGCUUCCAUUUUCCUUGCUUGUUUAAUUUGUUAGAGUACUGGGCUGGUAUCACAGAGGUCAGGGUUCAAAUCCCGGCAAGCCUGAAAUUUUUCAGGCUUUCGUUUUGCAACUGCGUCUUCAACUGCUAUGAUCUUAUUUACAUUUUUAAUUAUUAAUCUUUAGUCCUUUUCCAGCACUUAUGUCAAGAGUAUCUUUCUGCUCAAGUGUAGAAAAUAUUAGUUGUUGAAACCAACUGCAUCAUAUGUUUUGCUUGCCAAUCAGUCAGUUGCCGUUUUGGUUAUCUGAUAAUCAUUGGUGUUUGUAUAGGUAAUAGCAUGAUUUGUAGUGAUAUUUGGCAUAAAUACCACGAGUGAUAUUUCGAAAUUGUCGUACAUAAUUUCACGAGCCGUUAGGCGAGUGAAAUUUGAGACAAUUUUGAAAUAUCACGAGUGGCAUUUAUACCAAAUAUCACGUACAAAUCAUGCUAUUAUUUGUUUAUACUACUACCCGCAAAAGUUUUGUAAUUUUCACAUGUAGGUAUUUCUAAUUAAGCUCAAAUACCACUGCUCUGAGCCAAUUAAAUUGCAGAAAUUUCUCAUGUAGGAGUAUAAUACAAUGAAAGCCGAUAGUUCAUAUAGGAUAGUGUUGCUUGCUAACCGUUUUUCUUUCCUCCUUUGUAGCAUUAUGAAGCAAGUAUUUUUCCAUGGCUGCGUGAUUCAUCAGGUAUAUAACUGAUGACUUAAUUGUUUUAAAUUAAACAUUCUUUAAUUAAGACCUCAUAAUAAUUAUGUGAGUGGUGACUGCACUCGCCUACAACCAAUGUGGCCUGGAUUCAAGUCCUUACUCCUAGCUUGAGCUUGUUAUGGGUUUCCUUCAAAUUCUCUGUUGUGAGAGGGUUUUCUCGAGGUAAUCUGUUAUCGCCUGUCCUCAAAAACCAGCACGCCCAAAUUCCAAUUUUAUCUAGAAAGUGUUUUCAAGGUGAGUUAUUCUUAAUUGUAUAAUACCUUGUAAGGUGAGUGAAAUGAGGUGAGGAGUUGGCCUGUCCAUUGGAAUCAACGACUUCCCUUACAGUUACCAGGUUGAGUACACCUUGCUGCCCUUUGCUAUUUUGUCUUUCAAAAUAGCUUGGAUAUAGGUAGCAUUCUCGAUAGUGGUUAGAGGUAUCACCAUAUCUUUGGUCUAAAGUUAGUUAAAGCCAUACAGGAAAAGAAUUUUCAGAGAAAGUUUUACUAGCUCUAUAAGGAAGCACACGUUGUUCACCAUUCAAUAGUAUUAAUUUUAUCAGCAUUUGUUUUCUAAGGAGUAUGGCUAUCUUCACAACAGCGAUUUAUUAACAUGCUGACAAAAUGACGUUCUUUUUUAGUCACAUGUAUGCCGGACGAGGACAGACAAGCUUUACGCAGAUGUCAUGUUGCACUUCUGGACAAUAUUGGUGAUGUCAUGUUUCUUUGUGACCAGUUGUACCAACAUGACAUCUUUGACAAUGAUGACCUUGAUGAGGUUGAGGGUUUAAAAAAGAGGAGGGAUCGCAAUGCUUAUGUACUACGUGAAAUUCAGACCAGAGGGAAUGUUCUUGACUUUUUUAUCAAAGUAAUGCAAGCAAAACGGGAAAAUCAAGGGGCAGCUGCCAUUUUACAGAAGAUGAGAUGCCAGGUGUAUAGUGGUGCUGUUAAGUGAAAAGACCUUGUGGCCUCAAGGAGUACACAUAUCAGCAAUGUGUUUUUAUCAGGUUAUGAGUUUGACUUUUGUAAUGAAACAAGGCAUAACAUUUGCCUUUAUGUCUAAAACAGUGAAAUUUGAUAUGCCUUGCACACUUUUUAACUAGUACGCAACGACUUUAUGCACUGUACAUUUGAUUAGUGAUUGACCUUCUCUUGGAAGAGGUAUCACUUAUUUUCUAAAUGCAGUAGACCUCAAUCCCCCUUUACUGACACGACAUACACUGUAGACAAGAGCUGUUUAAGUGGCAAUAGCAGGGUUCAACAUGCCAUUUUCUAGUUACCAAAAGCCUCUGUUUCAAAGCAAGGCUAAUUACAAAGCCCUUGAUUAUGAUGUGAGAAUUAUUUUUUUAUUUUCAUGCAAAUGAACUCACUCAUUUUCAUAAGAAAGGUUGUGCACUUAGCCUCGUUUUGAAAGUGAGGGUUCUUGGAACUGGGAAAUGGUCUACUGCAGUUUUGUUUCUCUCAGCUCAGAUUACAUAGUUAGGAACAGAUGUAUAGAAAUAGGAGAUCAUGAGAGAUAAAGAAGUGCAAAUGUGCUAAGAUUAACUUUCCUGUAAGAAAAGUAAUAACUACUAAGAUUUUAAGCUUUUGUAUAACCAACAGGUGUAUAUACCGUUUUUAUGUUGUGGCUUUUAUACACUCUUUUUUUUUCAUAAGAAUGUUGUUUUUCCGGCCCAGGCUGAAUAUUCUUAUUUUUCUGCUGAUUUUAGGCUGAAAAUAUUCUUGUAUUAUUCUUAAAUAAAGCCUAGUGCCGUUUUUGUUUUCGCUGGGUUUUGUUAUUUAAAAAGGAAAGAAUUUGUCAUAAUACUUUUUCGCGGUUUAGUUUAUGUCUUUUGUGCUGAAUACUAUACAUAUGUAUUACAUGUACCGUUCAUCGUCAUUAGCGUUGAACAUUUUGCUAUAGCUAGUGCAGGUUUUUCCGUUUUGUUGGCUAGUUUAAUUCGCCGUUCAGAGAAAGGACUAAUUUUAUACGGUUAAGUUUAAAACAUAAAAUUCUAUUGUAUUCACAGAUGUUUCAACACACAAAAUUAUAUCUAUCCUUUUCAAAAUCUCAGCCUCGGCUUUAUUCUCAAAAUAUUCUUAAAAUUUCGCAAAUUUCAGCCUCGAUAUUCUUAUAAAAUAUAUUCUUAUAUAAAAAAAAGAGUGUAGUCGUAUUGUUUUGAUAAAGAAGGUAGUAGAACAAAGAGCUAUUUUGAGUUUAUGUCAAAGACAUCCGUACAUUUGCCAACUUAAAUAAUUUAUUUUAAGCUUAAAGCUUCUUUCAUGUUGCUUUAUAUUGUUGUACCCAUUAAGAAAAAAGUUAUUAUUUUGCUAUAUUUACCCCAAAAUGGCACUAAUUUUUCAUCAGUGUGCCAUUUGAUACGUUAAAGACCGAUCAAAGUGCGUAACGAUUUGAUACAAGGCCAACUAAAAUUUGAUGUUGUCACAGAGUGAACAAUGUUGGUUUAUUUCCACAGCAGUCCUCAAAGUGAUGCUUUAGUGGCAGUUGUGAAGAAAACUGAUUUAAUUGUCCAACUCGUUUUGGACUGGCCCUUCUCCUUCCGUAGCAGAAUAUCCAAGACGGACAUUGUACUACGAGGAGACGUGUAAUAUACUUGGCUGAUGCGAAAUGUGCAAGCAACAUUUCAAGCCAGUCAAGAAAAAUAUUUGUAAAUAUAUCUUGCAUACUUAAAUUCUUUGGUUACGAUCAAUGCCACAAACAAUUACACAAGGCUGAAGGACUCGUACCUCGAAUAGUGAGUUAUUGCACUCCUAAUGUACGUCUAAUAAUGCUAAGCGGUCAAGUCGCCCGAAAUGCGAAGUCAUGUCGCUCGAAUUUUAUCAGGUGAAGUGCACAGAGAAACAAAGUUCAUUUUUGUUAAAUAAAGAGUGUGUCUUAAUAUAACUCGUUCUUUAAAACAUCAUGAGACGAAACAAGCGGAAUGAAUGUGUAACAUGCCUCGUUCUUUAAGCGAUGAUGAUCAGACUAAACAAGCGGUAUAAAUGUGUAAUAUAUCUCGCUCUUUAACCCUUGAUUAACAACGAAACAAGCGAGAUAAAUGAUUAAUAUAUCUCGUUGUAUAAUCUUCGAUCAGAAGAAACAAGCACGGCAAAUGGCAAUAGGAAUGCUAGGAUAUUGUUGAGCACUAUAAAAUUUCGAGCCACAUAACUUAGAAUUUCGGGCGACAAAACUUCGGGCGAGUUGACCGUAAAUCCUACUAAUGAAGAAAAAGCAGUUUAAAUCGGCAUAUUCUAAGGCCCCGUCCAUACGUAUCUGUUUUGGUUGAAAACGGAGAUGUUUUUCUCCGGUUGGUAUCCCGUCCACAAUUAUUUGGUGUGGACGAAAACGGAGGUUUUCCAAAUACGAUGAUGUCAUACGUCAUAUACUUCUAGCACAACGCAUGCUCCUUAAGGCAUGCUAUCGUAUUUACAUUAUUUUAGCGUUUUCGUGUGUACGGGCGAAAACGAUUCAAAUACGCUACGUGUGGAUGUUUAUUUUUUGGAAAACGGAGAAAUGUCCCUUUUCAAAAAUACCCGGAUACGUGUGGACGGGACCUAAGUAUAACAUGACACAAAGGAAGUCAUGCUUAACGUGCCAAAGAAAACCUUUUGCUAUGUUAAUAAAUGGUUUAGGCGCUGUCUUCCAAGAAAACUAUCAUGGAAACUUUGCAGAAUCAAUAAUAUGCUGUGAACCGCAUGAUCUUGUCUCUCAUCGUUGGUGAAAAAUCAUGUCAUCGUUGUUUACUUCCUCAAGCGAGUUAUUUAAUAAGGCAUGGACAAGAAGUGUAGUUAUGUGCAAGAAAACGAUAUUGUACAAAGGUUAUGUAAAAUGUAUUUCCUUAUUUAGCAGGAAAUAGUAAGUGGUUAGUCCAUUUAGUACAUGUUCGUCUGAUUUUGAUUUCCUUUGCUAAAGUUGGUCCAGUGUUUACAAAAAAGUUAUUGAAUAAUUCGGCAAUGUCCUUUUCUUGUGUAAAAGUCCUGUUAUUGUGAGUGAUUCUCGUGGGGAAAGUUUGGCCUUUGGUUUUCCUUUUAACAAGAGUACCAAUACGUUUCCAAGUUUGCUUAAGGUUGUCUUUGUACUUUGAAAAUUGUAUGUUAUAGUAUUCUGGCUUACUUUUAUUUUUAAGUUGUAAAAGAAUAGCUGCAUAAUGUUUAUAUUCCCCGAUUUUUUGUAAGUCCUUGCUUAAUAAAUGUGUACGGUACAUUUUCUGUUUCCUUUUUACCGAUUUUAGGAUACCCUUAGUGAGCUAUGGCUUAUUGAGUUGCCUUUGCUUGCUUUGGCUAGCCAGCUUGAUAUAGGCGCAUGUUUGUCUACACUUUUAAUCAGGGUAUUGAUUGCCUCCCGUACCUGUUCAUUUAGAUUCUUUUUUGGGUUGAGGAUUUCUUGCCAAUCAAUCAGUUUUUUAUCAUCUGAGUAUAGAUCUUUAUUAAAUUUAGAGUAGUCUCGAAAUAUUUUUCAUUACUAUUGUUCCGUGUAGGCUGGGUUUUGACAAAGCAGAAAAUUGGAAGAUGAUCU